AUGGCCCCACUCGAUUUGAUCGCAGCAUUCUUCUUACGAGGUGCCAUGAGUGGAGGUCAAGAAGCAACCCCGAUGCUACGACGUAUACGUUCGCACUGUGCCGAGGCAGCAGAGCGUGCCCACAUUGGCUUGAAUGAGGAUGCCGUGGACGCAUUUCUUGAUACACUAGAUGAGUCGGAGUUUAGCGCUCUCAAGACGCAACAUGGAUUGCGCUUUCCUUUACGCUUUUCGUCCUUUAUGGAUCAGCUCAAUUUCGUUGCUGUGUUAGCGAUGCUCAAUGCCUUUUCUGGCUAUCGCGCCGCCUUUCACCAGGCGACAGGGCAUGGUGCCUUUGACUGUAUAAGAAAAAUCGUGCUGGGCAUGUACCUGUCAGCUGACGAGGGCGACUCGGCGCUUGAUACCCUAGCACUGGAACGUGUGACGCCAUCCACUUUCGCCCAGCUCCUGGGCGUGCCUACGCAUUCCGAGACACCCCAUCCAUCACUUCCAGGUGUGGUGGUGGGUACGAUCGGGGGACCUCUGCGUGAACCCUUCGAGAUGGCCGCCAAGAUGUCCGUGGAGACGGCUGCUUUCCUCAAAGCACGGCAGCACAAAAACCUGGCAUCGUAUGUAUGGGAGGUUUGUGAGCAAGCAUCUCGACACGAGCAUGUAGAAUCGUGCAUUGUCGAAGGUCUAGCCGAGGUGCCUGCUUUUUAUGACGCCCUAGAUUCACCGUAUCCCAUCCCGAUCAUGAAAAAGGCCCUAUUUCUAGUACGAGCCCUCCAAGGCCUGGUCCUAGACGCUGAGCCGCAUACAUUGCCACAACUGAUGCAAAUUCUCUCUGAGCGUUGGCGACAUGGUCUUGGUGAGCCCCUGCCCAUGUUUGUUGACAAUGUGAUUCCUACGAUGCUGAUUUACUUGGGCAUGUUGCAACUGGAGCACAGCUCCAUCCUAUCCACAUGGCAUCCAGCGCCACAGGACAGCGAUACGUCAGGGCCGCUUGUCAACCGCAGUGAUGCGUAUCAUGUGCGUGCCGCGGCGCUUGUGGCCGGCGCACGUAUUGUGGAACGAGCACGAACAUCAUCAACAUGGAUAUCAUCGAUCACUGAAGAGCAGCUAGAUGCGUACCUGUGGUCUAUGGCAAAACGACCCGAGUUCCGCUGUAUUUCACGUCUGGCUGAGCAGCAUACGGGUAUGUACUAG
This is a messenger RNA of Malassezia restricta, 1182 nucleotides long. RefSeq names its product queuosine salvage protein. Bases 1 to 1182 code for a protein of 393 amino acids. Gene Ontology annotation, biological process: tRNA modification. Lineage: Eukaryota; Fungi; Basidiomycota; Malasseziomycetes; Malasseziales; Malasseziaceae. The transcript has a single exon. The record is from RefSeq and is a predicted model, not a curated record.